Molecule: messenger RNA, 1611 nt
Organism: Ictidomys tridecemlineatus (thirteen-lined ground squirrel)
Lineage: Eukaryota; Metazoa; Chordata; Mammalia; Rodentia; Sciuridae
Gene: Slc2a4rg
Product: SLC2A4 regulator
Biological process (GO): regulation of transcription by RNA polymerase II
Cellular component (GO): nucleus
Molecular function (GO): DNA-binding transcription factor activity; RNA polymerase II cis-regulatory region sequence-specific DNA binding
Source: RefSeq, a predicted model, not a curated record
CUACGGGCCGAGGCGCCGUGGCUGAGUGCACAGGGCUCGGGCCCGCGCGCCGCGCGCGUGACGGUACCGGCGCCGCCACAGGGACCUUCUAUGGGCGGAGGUUUUGCGGCCUUGGAGUUCGCGCUGCCGCAGGAGCCGCAGGCUGCAGACCUAGGGACCCCGGGGACGUGGGCGGGGGCGGCUGGGCUCCCGACACCGUCGGUGCACAUCCCGGUGCCAGCGCAGAGAUCCCCCCCAGGAAAAGCUCGGCUAGAUGAGGUCCUGGCCGCGGCAGCCCUUACAAGCCUGUCUACUAGCCCCCUCUAUCUGGGGGCCCCUGCUGUAUCCUUCAGUCCAGAGCCUGACUUGGAACCCUGGAGGGAGGCCCUGACUCAGCCCACUGGCAGCUACAGCAGCAGCAGCAACAGUGGAGACUGGGUCUGGGACCAGGCCAGCGACCAGUCCUCCCCGUCCACACCAUCUCCCCCACUGCCCCCUGAGGCAGCCCACUUUCUGUUUGGGGAGCCCACUCAGAGGAAACGGAAGAGCGCGGUCCAGGUGGUGUUCCAGUGCCUGUGGAAGAGCUGCGGGAAGGUGCUGCGCACAGCCUCCGCCAUUCAGAGACACAUCCGCCUGGUGCACCUGGGGAGACGGGCAGAGCCUGAGCACAGUGAUGGUGAGGAGGACUUCUACUACACUGAGCUGGACAUUGGUGUGGACAUGCUGACCAAUGGGCUGUCUAACCUGGCCCCAACGUCCCCUGAGGCCCCUGUGCCCCCUGCCUUCCCCGACCUGGACCUGCCUAGCCUGCUGCGGCCUCUGGCCCUGCCCCUGCCCCCUUUGCUUAGCUCUGCAGCUCCUCCCAAGACAUGCCACGGUGACCAUGCCCACCAUGCUGGGGAGGCAACAGAUGGCAGCUGGGAACAAGUCUCAGGGCAUUCUGGAGAGGAGCGAAGUCCAAGUUGCAGUUCCCCCCAGGGCUGCCUGGCACCCGUCCAUGUGGACCCACAGCCCACUGAGGGCCGGGCCACUGCACCAGCCCUGCCCUCCAAGCUUGGUGUCAGCUUGAGGAAGCCCCGAGGUGAUGCCAAGAAGUGCCGGAAGGUGUACGGCACGGAUCACCGGGACCUGUGGUGCACAGCCUGCCGCUGGAAGAAGGCUUGUCAGCGGUUCCUGGACUGAGCCCAUUGGCCCUGCUGUCCUGCCUCCUGUCCUGGGCAAUCACCAGGCCUUGCCUCUUCUAGCUGUGGGGCUACUUCCUAAGGCAGGAGACAGUAGGGGAGAUGGUGACCCUGGGCCCCAGCAGUGGGGAAAGGGGUCCUGCUAUUCAAAGUGCCUCUGAAGAAGCCAGCGUUUUUGCACUAAAGCCAAAUAACAUCACUGUCCCCUUGGCCCCAGGACUGUUGCCCCCCUGCCUGUUGGCCCAGGACUGGCCAAAGAUGUUGGCAGGCCAGCUGUAGGGUUCCAUCCUAGAGGCACUUUGAGGGGUGUUGAGAAGGGGACUUCCAUACUCGCACCUAAUGCAGUGGUUUAGGGGCCAGGGCUGACUUUUUCCAUGUUUCUGAAGCUCAGGUGUCUCACGUCUGGGCCACCAGGCGAGGAGAAAAAUUAAAAAUUGGGUUUUUUCCAGAA